UAGCACUAUUUCAAACGAUAGCAACCAUUCGGUUGAAACUCGCAAAUAAUACUCAAAAGAUAUUUUCUUGUUUGUGUUUUUAAUUCUUUUCGACGUAAAGCGACGUAAAUUUUAGAUUUUCAAAAAUUUGCAUAAUCAAAAUUAUAUUAAGUUAGCUGUUCAAUAUACCGAUGCACCUUUUUCGGCCCAAAUCAAAGAUAAGUGAAGAGCAGACCAUGUCGUCUCAGGUCGGUGAAAAACGCGGAGCAGUCGGCAGUGGCAACGACAUGGAUCCCACCGAGAGCAACUUCGCCCUGGAGCUGAAGCCCACCCCCAAGCAGACCUGCAUUCCGGAGCACCAACGCCAGCGAUUGGUCAGCUCGGACACCAGUGUUUACCAGCGAGAUGGCGUUUUCGACAUGCCGGACAAGUCCUGGUCGGUAUUGUAUUUCAGCUCUGGGAAGGACAGGGCCUUGAAGUAGAGCCUUCGUAGCCGCAGACCAGACAGAUGACCUGUUCCCCAUCGCAACAUCCCCUAUUAGCACCAAUUUAAAUCGAAUGUCUGCAACCGCCUGGCCCACUGAUUGACUCCUUCGCCACCACAUUCAACCACCACCAGUCAUCCAUCAGAUGUCGCGAAAUGUUAUAUAAAAUUGAAAUUCGCCCGCGUGCCAGUGCA
This is a messenger RNA of Drosophila suzukii, 658 nucleotides long. RefSeq lists its product as uncharacterized. NCBI's taxonomy places the organism in Eukaryota, Metazoa, Arthropoda, Insecta, Diptera, Drosophilidae. The record is from RefSeq and is a predicted model, not a curated record.